AUGGAGGCUAAGAGACAUUGUUAUCCACGUUAUCAAUUCAUAAGGAAUAGAGGGUCUGCUGGUGAAAAUAAAAACGACCAGCUUCCUUUGAGAUUCUCUAUUAGGGUCAUCAGUCCAUGCUUUGUCACUUGUUUUGCGAUUGGUUUCAGAAACAAAACGAGACAGAGAAAGGGAUUUCUUGCUCAAGGGUUACAGAGAACUUCUGCUGGUUUAGGAAGUGUUAUAAUUGAUACUCAGCCACUGACUGUAGCUGUAUUAGCAUCUUUCCUAUUUGGUGAGUCCAUUGGAAUAGUGAGAGCUGGAGGUUUGCUCCUCAGCGUUGCUGGACUUUUGCUUCUUGAGGUUCCAUCAGUUACUUCAGAUGGUACUAACUUUUCCUUGUGGGGAAGUGGAGAGUGGUGGAUGCUUCUUACAGCUCAGAGCAUGGCUAUUGGCACUGUGAUGGUUCGAUGGGUCUCAAAAUACUCGGAUACAAUUAUGGCUACCGGUUGGCAUAUGAUUAUUGGUGGCCUUUCUCUUUUGGCCGUUUCCAUUAUAAACCAUGACCCAGUUUUUAGCGGCAGUCUUCAAGACUUAUCCACAAAUGAUGUCAUAGCACUUCUUUACACAUCCAUUUUUGGCAGCGCAGUUAGCUACGGUGUUUACUUCUACAGCGCUACUAAAGGUGGAUACAUGGCUUGGAUAUGUGAGAUCAAAACAAUUCAGAUAGAUCUACUUGAUUUUGGAUGGCUCCUUGCGAUAAAAAUCCAUCAAAGUGUGGUGGCGAUGAUGUCUUCAGAUUUCUGAAACCUCCAUCCAGAAGAUGCAACAUUGGUACCUCAGGUCUGAACAUAUCGUAGACAUACUUGAAUUAGGAGCAAAAAGAUCAAUUUUUGGGUCAAAACGCUUGGCAAGUAGAGCAUGGUUGAAGGAUUUUGAUCCACCCACUAUAAUAGGGAGUUUCCCGCUUGAAACUACUUUAGGUAUGAAAAAUAUCGCUAAAGAGCAAAACUAUGUCGGGGUAAGUUCACCGUCUUCUGGGCGGAACUCACCCAAAAGAUGGUGUCAAACUCCACCUUACUCAAGGAUUGGGAUGAGAUUUGUUGCAAUCUCUAUCCUGCCGUAGAUUUGCAUUUUGUCAGAGUUCAUGAUCUUCCCAGAAAAAUGGGAAGAAAUGAGGCCUAUGAGGAAGUUGUGGCAGGCAUGAAAGUAAGGACGUGUACGCUCUUGAAAAAAGCAGAAAGUAAAGAUUUUGAAGCUAAUAGAAGCAUUUGGGAAUUCAAGAGGCUCGGCGCCACAAUAGUCAUUAUGGCGAGCUGAAUAAGAGUUUGGCGUCACUGGGAGGAGGAAGGUGUGGUGUAGAGAUUAUGCAGAAGAACGUUCUGGAGGAAAGCGUGGAAAUUGUGAAAAGUUUCUUGCUG
Messenger RNA from Camelina sativa (false flax), 1400 nucleotides. The record is from RefSeq and is a predicted model, not a curated record. NCBI's taxonomy places the organism in Eukaryota, Viridiplantae, Streptophyta, Magnoliopsida, Brassicales, Brassicaceae.